GCUGCGUGCGUUUAUUUUUGUUAUUUUUCUGCACGCAGAGCUAAGCGAGGAUCUCAUUUUGAAAAAGUACUUGCAAAAAAUGAUUUGCAAGUUGAAGUUCUACUUCUCGGUUCCAAGAACGCAGGGCGUUCUGAUACAAUCACCAAGCGUGGGAAUUUCUUAGACGACGCCGCACCGGCCUCUAUGUCGGCUUCACACGAAGAACCAGGCGACGAGGAGGAGCCCGCGUCUGUGCUCAGCGUCGGGCAGCCGGUGAAAGUGAAAAAAGCCGGGCAGUGGAUUCCCGAAUGGGCCGAAGUUCUGUCUAUCAACGACCCUGCGACAAGUGCAUCAAAUGGUGCGCUCACCUAUAACGUGGUUGUGAAGCCUUUCGUCCAUGUCCGUACCGUGCCCGACGGGAGGGGCGAGCUCGUAGAGAUAGAGGGUGCGACGGAAAAGGGCCUGGACCGCUCGUACUACCGGCUGGACAGCAGCUGGUACAUCCUGAAGGACAAGCCUUACCCCGACGAAGUAAAGGAAAACGACGACGAAGAGCAAAUCGCGAAGUAUUUAGGCUAUGUGGAACGAGAUUCGGUUCUGAAGGGUAUCGUGGAUGACGAGAAACGAAGGAAGAGCAUCGUGGAAGUGAUGGUGCUGCGUCCACCGCGUCCUCGGGCAGGAACGGGGGCGGCGGUUCAGCGUCGAGAUUUUGAAGCGGCGCAGCCGAUUUUAGUGAAAGUCGACCUGCGCUACAUGGCCGACGUACUAGAUAAGAUGCAGACGCUGAAUUUGACGACGACGGCGAAUUUCGCAAGCACCUCGCGCAGCAGAACUACGUUUUUCUGGCACACAAAGAAGAGUCGCGAGGCCAUGCGGAAAAAUUUCAAUGAUGUGCUACUGAAAGCGAUCAACGAGCAAGUUUUGCGAGCGGCGGGAGUCGCGGAAAACAGUGUCGAACACCCCCUGCUCACGAAGCUGUAUCUAAACCAUGAGAAAAUUGAGCAGGAUCCCGGAAACUGGUUCAACCACGAGCUGCAGCGGGUGUGUAUUUACGCCUGCGAUAAGAAGAUCGCGUUUGUGGCGCUCGGAAUUCCGGAGGACUACGACGCAAAAUCCUGGAAGGGAACCCAGGCGGAGUUGAAAGACUCGUCCGGGGGGUUGAAGUGUGCAGUCAUGUGAUCUAACGUGAGAAAAGUGAUAUAUGUGCAUUAUCUGUCGGUGUCGAACUGUAGUGCUUGGUUGCAGUUGCACGCACUGAUCUGUUCAUGUUGGUGACGCUACUUGCUCUAACAACCAGGGUCCAGGCCCGUGGCUUCUGGUGACGCUCGUCACUUGGUGAU
This is a messenger RNA of Amoebophrya sp. A120, 1319 nucleotides long. The record is from the annotation of a GenBank genome assembly. Lineage: Eukaryota; Dinophyceae; Syndiniales; Amoebophryaceae.